Messenger RNA from Culicoides brevitarsis, 1569 nucleotides. Its product is annotated as mesoderm induction early response protein 1-like. The transcript is spliced from 5 exons. The record is from RefSeq and is a predicted model, not a curated record. Gene Ontology annotation, cellular component: nucleoplasm. Gene Ontology annotation, biological process: negative regulation of transcription by RNA polymerase II. Bases 146 to 1414 code for a protein of 422 amino acids. Gene Ontology annotation, molecular function: transcription corepressor activity; histone deacetylase binding. NCBI's taxonomy places the organism in Eukaryota, Metazoa, Arthropoda, Insecta, Diptera, Ceratopogonidae.
UGUAAACAUUGACCAAAUUCUGAGCAAAUUUUUAUCAUUUUCACCGAAUUUCCUCCCAUUUUGAUCAACUUCAACUGGUUAAAUUUAGACAAAAGUGACCAAGGAAUCAGGAUAUUGCAAAAAAGGGUCGUGAAUUUUACUUAAAAUGUCGUCAGACGAGAAAGAAAAGGAAACUGCAUCCACUGUAGAGGCAAUGGAGGAAGAAAAAGAUGAAAAACCUGAAGUACCGAAGGAGGAAAAGUCAGAAGAGCCAGAAAAAGUAGAACCGAAAGAGGAACCAGAAACAUCCGAAGAAGCGAAAAAGGACGAAAAACCACUUUCCGAAGAUUUAGCGACAACAACCACCAAGGAAGAGCCAGAAAUUAAAACAGAAGACCCAAAAGAAGAGGAAAAGAUGGAAACUGAUGGUGUCGAUGCCGUUGACGGAGACGAUAAAAAAGAGUCUGAUGACGAUGUUGAUACCAAGCCCAGUCAAGAGACGACCGAAGCAGAAGCGGAAGCCGAAAACAGUGAAUCAGAUAACGAAGAAGAAGAAACCGAUCUAAAGAAUCUUUAUCCGGAAAAUUAUCAAGCAGCCUCAAGUUCUCGUCGAUUGAGAAUUAAUUUCCGUCCUGUUAGCGAUAAUGACAAUGAAAACGAGGGCGAAAAUGAAAAUGAGAGCGAUAACGAGUACAAAUCCGACGAUAAUGAGAUCAAAAAGACAAUUAUGGUCGGCACCGAUUACCAAGCACAAAUCCCCGAGGAGUUUUCCAAGUACGACGACGCACUGCCAUACGAGAACAAAGACAAACUAGUGUGGGACGGCUGUGAUAAGUUAUCAGAAGACGAAAUUCUGGAUUAUUUGCGGAAAGUUCGCGUCAUCAGUCAUUCCGCAGCAACUGCCGGCUCCGAUUCGUCCGUUACCGCCCAACUUUUGGCAAUUCCCACGGGAAAACACUUGAGAGAUGACGAACAGGCACUUUUUCUGUUGCAACAAUGCGGUCACGAUAGGGAAGAAGCACUGCGACGACGGAAAAUUGCCGCUGCGGCGCCACCGGAAGAGGUCAUGAGUGCCUGGUCCGAGGAAGAAUGUCGAAAUUUCGAGACUGGACUCAGGCUUUACGGGAAAAAUUUUCAUCAAAUUCAACUGGCAAAGGUGAAAACGCGAUCUGUCGGGGAAAUUGUCCAAUUUUACUACCUCUGGAAGAAGUCGGAGCGACACGAUGUCUUUGCGAGCAAAGCAAGGCUUGACAAGAAGAAAUAUAGUCUCAAUCCGGGACAGUGUAUCAUGGAUCGGUUUUUGGAGGAGCAAGAUGGCACAAGUGGAAAUUCGGCGGCAGCAGCUGCGGCAGCGGCAUCCUCGCAAAAUAAUCAGGACGGAAAUGAGGUGCAGCAAUCCAUACCGCGAAAUUUAUCGAUGCCCAUGUGUGUCUGAGGCUUAAGGUCACUUCCGAAAUUUUUGUAGUUCAUGGGAUACAAAAACCGCAAUCUUAACGUUUUAGGCUAAAAAAAAAAGUAUGUUUAAGUUAUGAAUUAGAAACCGAAUAAUUUUAAGGUGAAUUUUUAUAUUUGUCGCUUUGUAUGGAGAAA